AUGACGCCGUACUGUGAUUCACGCCCUUUCUGCUCCUACGUAUCCUUCACGCCCUACCUAUCCAUCGAGCCUCUCCGCCUUCAAGAGCCUAGACACCCCUGCUCACGCCCUGUCUGCUGUCUCUACCGUCAUUCACCCCGGUCGAGCUCCCUCCGGUGUCUCGGUCUCGUCAGCGCCGUCGGGAGGUCGUCCCCCUCGACCCGUCAGCGCCGUCGGGAGGUCGUCCCUCUUGCCCCGUCAGCGCCGUCGGGAGGUCGUCUCCCUUGCCCCGUCAGCGCCGUCGGGAGAUCGUCCCCCUCGCCCCGUCAGCGCCGUCGGGAGGUCGUCCUUUUUGCCCCGUCAGCGCCGUCGGGAGGUCGUCCUUCUUGCCCCCGCCAGCGCCGUCGGGAGAUCGUCCCCCUCGCCCCGUCAGCGCCGUCGGGAGGUCGUCUCCCUCGACCCGUCAGCCCCGUCGGGAGGUCGUCCUUCUUGCCCCCAUCAGCGCCGUCGGGAGGUCGUCUCCCUCGACCCGUCAGCCCCGUCGGGUGGUUGUCCUUCUUGCCCCGUCAGCGCCGUCGGGAGGUCGUCUCCCUCGCCCCGUCAGCACUGUCGGGAGGUCGUCCCCUUCGCCCCGUCAGCGCCGUCGGGAGGUCGUCCUUCGUGCCCCCGUCAGCGCCGUCGGGAGUCGUCCUUCUUGCCCCCGUCAGCGCCGUCGGGUGGUCGUCCCCCUCGCCCCAUCAGCGCCGUCGGGAAGUCGUCCCUUUUGCCCCCGUCAGCGCCGUCGGGAGGUCGUCCCCUUGCCCUCGUCAGCGCCGUCGGGAGGUCGUCUCCCUUGCCCCGUCAGCGCCGUCGGGAGGUCGUCUCCCUUGCCCCGUCAGCGCCGUCGGGAGGUCCCCCCUCGCCCCGUCAGCGCAGUCGGGAGGUCGUAAUUCUUGCCCCCGCCAGCGCCGUCGGGAGAUCGUCCCCCUCGCCCCCGUCAGCGCCGUCGGGAUGAAGUCUCCCUUGCCCCCGUCGGGAGGUCGUCCAUUUUGCCCACGUAAGCGCCGUCGGGAGGUCGUCCUUCUUGUGCCCGUCAGCGCCGUCGGGAGAUCGUCCCUCUUGCCCCCGUCAGCGCCGUCGGGAGGUCGUCCUUCUUGUCCCCGCCAGCGCCGUCGGGAGGUCGUCCCUCUUGCCCCCGUCAGCGCCGUCGGGAGGUCGUCCCUUGCCCCCGCCAGCGCCGUCGGGAGGUCGUCCCUCUUGCCCCCGUCGGCUCCAACCCGGAGGAUUUUUUAUGAGAAGUGA
Molecule: messenger RNA, 1260 nt
Organism: Penaeus monodon (black tiger shrimp)
Lineage: Eukaryota; Metazoa; Arthropoda; Malacostraca; Decapoda; Penaeidae
Product: translation initiation factor IF-2-like
Exons: 2
Coding region: 1-1260 (419 amino acids)
Source: RefSeq, a predicted model, not a curated record